AUGCUCAUGGGACUCGAAGGUCGCAUGGAGCGCAUGGAAGCGUCCCAGAUGCAGAUGGACGAGAACGAGCGAUUUCGAGGUGCAAUCGAGAGUGGACUCUUCAGCUCUCUGCUUGGCCGCAACAUGGGCAACGCUGGACCGAUGCACCAGGACGCUCUUGGCAACUCGCCGCCAAGACGAAAAGCUGUGUAUCAAGCGCAUGACCAGCCAAGGCAGCACCCGAGUGUGUCACCGGCUCAAGGCGCCCACGUUGAGCCGCUCGGACCGCAGUAUGCGGCGCCGGACUAA
Messenger RNA from Peronospora matthiolae, 288 nucleotides. The record is from the annotation of a GenBank genome assembly. Lineage: Eukaryota; Oomycota; Peronosporomycetes; Peronosporales; Peronosporaceae.